AUGGCGAUUGCAUCUCUUGUGGUCGAGUACUUGGCCUCACCAUGGAUCCUAGCCACCGUGCCGGUCUGGCUGGUUCUGUACUACUUAGUUCCAUACUUUACAACCUUCAUCCAUUUAGCCCACGUUCCAGGCCCAUUUGUCGCUAAAUUCAGCAAUUUAUGGGUCGCUUUAGGUGCUCGACGAGGCAAGAAGUUUGAUAUUGUUGACCGGGCUCACCGCAAAUACGGUAAAGUUGUUCGUAUCGGUUUCAACCAUGUCUCCAUCGCCGAUGAGCGAGGCCUGAACAUCGUCUACGGUCACGGCAACGCAUUCAUCGCCAAGACCCCAGGCAUGUUCAACGUUCGCGACCGUGCUGAGCACACUCGCAAGCGCAAGAUUAUCGCCCACGCUUUCUCGCCCCGAUCUGUUGCCGAAUUUGAGCCUCACAUGACAACUAACCUGGAGCGAUGGGUAAAACAGCUGGACUUGAUUGCCGCCAAAGCACCUACCCAGAAGAAGUUUGGCGAAUUCAACGCUAUGCCCUGGUUCAGUUAUCUCGCUUUCGAUAUCAUCGGUGACCUGGCAUUCGGAUCCCCAUUUGGUAUGGUCAAUAAGGGCAAGGAUGAGGCCGAGAGUCAACUUGUACCGGGUGGUCCUAUCAGAAAAGCUCCCGCUGUCGACGUGCUGAACCGACGAGGCGAGAUCUCUUCUACCCUGGGUCUUCUGCCAACCCUCCGUCCCAUUGCCAGAUAUUUGCCCGAUCCCUUCUUCUCCAAGGGCGUUGCUGCUGUGCAGAACUUAACAGGUAUUGCCAUCGCCGCUGUCGCUACCCGACUUGACGCCGCUGAACGAGGGGUUGCCAACAACCGUAACGAUAUUCUCGCUCGUUUGAUCCAAGCUCGUGAUUCCAAAGGAGAACCUAUGGGCCGCGAAGAGCUCAUAGCCGAGGCGUUGACCCAGCUGAUCGCUGGCUCAGACACAGUUUCUAACACUGCCUGCGCCUGCUUCUACUGGAUUCUCGCCGGCGAGCGCGCUAACCCCGGCAAGAUCGUUGCUCGUCUCCAGAAGGAGCUGGACGAUUCCAUCGGCGCGACCUCUGAGAUAGCCGCAUACUCCCAAGUCCGCGACCUACCUUUCUUGCGGCGCUGCAUUGAUGAGGCCAUGCGUCUUCACUCCACAUCGGCACUUGGACUCCCUCGUCUCGUCGCCGCUGGUCCCGGUGUCGAAUUUGACGAAUACCACUUCCCCCUGGGACCGUUCUCUCUGUCCCAAAUUUGGGGCCCGGAUGUGGAUGAGUUCAAUCCUGAGCGCUGGCUCAACCUGACGCAGCGACAAAAGACCUGUUUCAACCCAUUCUCGUACGGCCCGCGUGCUUGUGUUGGUCAGAACGUGGCUAUAAUGGAACUUCAGUUGAUAAUUGGUACGCUGUUUCACCGUUAUGACUUUGAGUUAUAUCAGCAGGAAAUGAAGUCGCAUGAGGGAUUCUCGAAGAAACCGAAGGAAUGUUUUGCUGGAAUUCAGCGGAGGAGCACAGUUUGA
Penicillium atrosanguineum is the source of this 1518-nucleotide messenger RNA. RefSeq names its product cytochrome P450. The record is from RefSeq and is a predicted model, not a curated record. The transcript is spliced from 3 exons. Gene Ontology annotation, molecular function: heme binding; iron ion binding; monooxygenase activity. NCBI's taxonomy places the organism in Eukaryota, Fungi, Ascomycota, Eurotiomycetes, Eurotiales, Aspergillaceae. The coding region runs from base 1 to 1518 and encodes 505 amino acids.